AAAGUGAAAGUGAAAUUAAAAGCAUGGUGCUGCCGGCAGUCUGGGGCAGGGCCUGGUUCCAGCUAGUCUUUCCGAGCAUUAUGGUCUGCAGGAGACCCUUCCUUAGGGGCAGUAUGAUCCUGGGGCUUAUCUUGUGCUGCUGCAUGCUGGCUGUGCUGGCAGGGACAGUGGAAGGCCUCACACCGGUGCCUGAGCUCCGCAGGGUGGAUGUUGUCCUUGGCUGCUCCUAUGUGUGGGAAGGAGGAUUGUCAAGAGCUUUUGGUGGCUCUGAGCAUCCUGCUACCCUGGUGCUGAGGGGACUCAGCGUCACAGAUGAUGGCACCCUGGGAGAUGUAACCGACUAUGAGAUCCCACAGGCAGACCACAGCUCCUCUCCUCCCAUCAUCUUUGAAGCCUCAGAGCAACUAGUGUCCAUCCCAUACGCAGAGGCCCUGCUGCAUGUGGAUUGCAGUGGGGAGGAAGUGAGCUGUGAGCUUUCCCCAUAUAGUUUCCAGCAAGAGGGCAAUGGUCUCUGCUCUGCCUCCUGGUUCCUGGCCACCAUUCGGCUCUCCAGUGGGAUCAGCAUUGUCCUGCUGCUCAGAGGGCCCAGCUGCAGCAGCCAGAAGGAGGGACACGAUGUGACACUGCACCCAAAACUGAGGAUUCCAAUGAGCAAGGAGGGGACUCUGCUGACCACAGUGGAAUUUCAAUCAUCAUCAAACAACACUUCCCUGCGCACACGUCUUGGCAGCUCCAUCACCCUUGACUGCCACUUUGCCUUGGCUCCCAGCUUCCUACUGUCCUCCCUGGAAUGGAGGAGGCAGCACCGAGGCAGUGGUCGCAGCCUUUUCCGAUACCGUGUGGGGAAUGCAGGCCUGACAGCGCAGCCAAAAGUCCACGUAGAUGUGGAGCAGCUGCUGGGGAAUGGGGAUGCAUCGCUUACCUUGCAGGAAGCAACUGUGAAUGACGAGGGGACGUACAUCUGCUUGGUGUCCACAGCACAGCACCAAGUCCAACACAAUAUCCAGCUGCUGGUGUCUGAGCCCCCAAGAGUUCGUGUGUUUCCAACAGAAGCGUCACUCAAGAGAGAUGAGACCAUUACUCUGACCUGCAACAUUGCUGGCUACUACCCCCUGGACAUCUCGGUGAGCUGGACACAGAAGACUCCUGAGGAUGAGGUAGAAAUCAGUCCCUCAAACACACGGUUCUCCAGUCACCGGCAAAGCCAAGAUGGCACCUACAGCAUCAACUCCUACCUCAGCGUCAACUUAGCCACAGCACAGGCUCCAGCCACCUACACCUGCCAUGUUUCACAUGUGGCUCUGGAGGCGCCCAUCUCCAUCAGCACCCAUCUGAAGGCACCAGAACACACGGAAUUGGAAGGACUGGUAGGGGGGGCCAUUGCCACUGCCAUUUUCGUUUCUGUCCUCUUCAUUGUGCUCAGGAGGAAAAGAGCAGCUGAACCAAAGCCUGAGCAACUUCUAACAGCUUCAGAGUAGAAGAACUCUCAUGUCAACCACCUGCCCUCCACUAUCUAUCUUCUCUUAGAAUCAUAGAAUCAUACAGUACCCUGAGUUGGAAGGGACCUAUAAGGAUCAUUGAGUGCAGCUCCUGGCUUCACACAGGAACGUCCAAAAAUCAAAACAUACGACAGAGCACUGUCAAGAUGCUUCUUGAACUCUGGCAGCUUGAGGCCGUGUCCACUGCCCUGGGGAGCCUGUUCCACAUCCUGCUCAGGAGAGUCAGUCUUGUCCAAGUACUGACAGAGAUAAUGGUCAGUACAGAAGGGGAAGGGCUUACCCAGCUGGAGGAGCUGAGCAAUCAUUCUAGGAUGGAGUCUGAGAAGAGAGACAGGAAAGUGUGCUUUCAUCUCAGAACAGGAUUGACAGCCUCAGCUCUGCUGGGAUGCAGCAUAUAGACGAGUGUUUAUAUUACUGUACAUGUGUGAGUCUGUAUAGGUAGAUGUACAGGUAGAUGUAAAUAGUUAUACAAUGAAUUUUCAUACAUUGUAUAUAGAUACAUAGCUGUAGAUGUAUAUAGGUAUAUUUUCUUAAUCUUUAAGGUUUUAAGGAAUACGUUUACGCACAUGUGUAUGUAUGUGUUUUAACUGUAGAGCCAAGCAAAUGUGUAGGCAAAAUCAGUUAAACUUCAAACUGAGCAAGUUGCUUAUAUUGCAAGUCCAGCAGUCAGAACAAGACAAUGAAAGUUCUCCCAUGGAAAGUUACAGUAAAAUUUAAAUUAAAAUUUCAGAUGGAAGUUUACAAAUUAGAGAUCUGUGGUUCUGCUGUUGUGAAAAAUACAGACACAAAUGUUUUUUAAAAAGAAAUAUUAUUACGUAUUCAGAUUAAAUGUGGAUGUAUUGUAUUUUCAAAAUAAGGAGUGUUUUUAACGGUAAUGGUUAAGCUUAAGCAUUUUUAGAUCAACAGGCUGAGAUAAUUUACAUCUCAGCAUCAUAACAGAUUUGGCUGAGGAGGCGUCUGGUCCAAUUGACUUAGGUAUAUUAGAAUACUCGGGAAAUCCCAAGGUACUGGAAAAGCGUGUGGUGCCAGUGUUCAGAGAGAAAGCAAGACAACACACGUGACUGUUAGAUGGCCAGCAAUGUGUGCUUGCAGCCUGGAAGGCCAACUGUGUUCUGGGCUGCAUUAAAAAAAGGGGUGACCAGCAGGGAGAAGGAGGUGAUUGUCUCCCUCUACUCGGCUCUUGUGAGGCCCCAUUUGGAGUACUGCAUCCCAGUACUGCAACCGAGGCCUGGGGCCCCCAGCACAAGAAAAACAUGGAUAUCUUGGAAUGAGUCCAGAGGAGGACCAUUAAGAUGAUCAGAGGACUGGAGCACCUCUCCUAUGAGGAGAGGUUGAGGGAACUGGGCUUGUUUAGCUUGGAGAAGAGAAAGCUCUGGGGAGACCUCAUUGUAGCCUUCUAAUACUUGAAGGGAGCAUAUAAACAGGAGGGGGAAUGGCUGUUUACGAGGGUGGACAGUGAUAGGACAAGGGGGAAUGGUUUUAAACUGAGACAGGGGAGGUUUAGGUUAGGUAUUAGGAAGAAGUUUUCCACACAGAGGGUGGUGACACACUGGAACAGGUUGCCCAAGGAGGUUGUGGAUGCCCCAUCCCUGGAUGCAUUCAAGGCCAGGCUGGAUGUGGCUCUGGGCAGCCUGGUCUGGUGGUUGGCGACCCUGCACAUAGCAGGGGGGUUGAAACUCAAUGUUUCAAUGUUUGUGGUCUUUUUCAACCCAGGCCAUUCUAUGAUUCUCUAGCAACAACCAUCUACCAGAGAGUGUGAAUCUGAUAAAAGGCAUUUAGAACAUUUCUUUCCUUAUUUUUUUUUUAAGUUGUGAGAAACAUACCCAACUUAAUUCCUUGAUGAAAUAAUACAUUUGGUUGAUAAAAGUACUGGUGCAGAUUUAACAAACUGGUGAAUUUGUAAAUCAGCAUGACAUUCUGAAGAGAAAAAUAACAGUGUGUGUAUGCAUCACAGUUUGCAUUGUAUGGAUUAGUUACUGCCUAACACAUAAAUGUCAAAAGUUUGUAAUCCAAACAGCAGCAUCAAUCACUGCCAAAAAUGUGUGCCUCUGCAUAAGGGAUGGUGAGCCCAGUGCUUUUCAGUGCUAGGAGCAGGAGAUACCAUUUUAAAUUAUUGUCAGUAAAAGUUGCAAAUGGCAAGUGGAGUGAGUACUUCAGAUCUACAUGGGCCAUGGGAAGUUCAGUAAUACUCAUCUGUUCAUCCAAACAUAACCGAUCAAUUCAUGAUGCUCGGUAGUGCUGGUGGCAUUUCUUUGGGUACCGGACAUCCACAUUGUUCCCAUGCCAUUGAACCAUAAAACUCUGCUAAACCA
This is a messenger RNA of Gallus gallus (chicken), 3811 nucleotides long. It is a transcript of the gene TAPBPL, whose product is annotated as TAP binding protein like. Lineage: Eukaryota; Metazoa; Chordata; Aves; Galliformes; Phasianidae. The record is from RefSeq and is marked validated.